Messenger RNA from Heteronotia binoei (common prickly gecko), 3498 nucleotides. RefSeq names its product cortactin (gene CTTN). Lineage: Eukaryota; Metazoa; Chordata; Lepidosauria; Squamata; Gekkonidae. The transcript is spliced from 17 exons. Bases 164 to 1816 code for a protein of 550 amino acids. Gene Ontology annotation, cellular component: cortical actin cytoskeleton; actin filament; plasma membrane. Gene Ontology annotation, biological process: regulation of actin filament polymerization. The record is from RefSeq and is a predicted model, not a curated record. Gene Ontology annotation, molecular function: actin filament binding.
GCUCGCCUUAGCCAUAUCCCACCUGAUGACGCGCGGUGAUGAAAAACAGGAAACGGGAUCUUGGGAAAGGCGGAAAUUGCAGCAGAAGCGGCCGCCGGAGCAGAGGCUGCAUCAGGAAGGGGAGCCGCCUGGGUAGUCAGGAAGUGGGCUGGGAGGGAACAAAAUGUGGAAAGCAACUGCAGGCCACACCAUCUCUGUCAGCCAGGAUGAUGGUGCUGAUGACUGGGAGACAGAUCCUGACUUUGUGAAUGAUGUGAGUGAAAAAGAACAGCGUUGGGGUGCUAAAACAGUGCAAGGAUCUGGUCAUCAAGAACACAUCAACAUUCAUCAGUUGAGAGAGAAUGUAUUCCAAGAGCAUCAGUCCCUCAAGGAAAAAGAACUUCAGACAGGACCAAAAGCUUCCCAUGGCUAUGGUGGAAAGUUUGGUGUGGAACAAGACCGAAUGGACAAGUCAGCUGUUGGUCAUGAAUAUCAAUCUAAGCUUUCUAAGCACUGUUCCCAAGUGGACUCGGUUAAAGGCUUUGGUGGGAAGUUUGGUGUGCAAGUCGAUAGGGUUGACCAGUCUGCUGUAGGGUUUGAAUACCAGGGGAAAACUGAGAAACAUGCUUCUCAGAAAGACUACGCAAGUGGAUUUGGUGGCAAAUAUGGCGUACAGGCUGACAGAGUAGACAAGAGUGCAGUGGGAUUUGAUUACCAAGGGAAAACUGAGAAGCAUGAAUCACAGAAAGAUUAUUCCAAAGGUUUUGGUGGUAAAUAUGGUGUUGACAAGGACAAAGUGGACAAAAGUGCUGUUGGCUUUGAGUACCAAGGCAAAACUGAAAAACAUGAAUCACAGAAAGACUAUACAAGAGGUUUUGGUGGAAAGUUUGGGGUACAGACAGACAGACAGGACAAGUGUGCACUCGGCUGGGAUCAUCAGGAGAAAGUACAGCUGCAUGAAUCUCAGAAAGACUAUAAGAGUGGUUUCGGAGGGAAAUUCGGUGUUCAAACAGAGAGGCAGGACCCAUCUGCUGUGGGGUUUGACUACAAGGAGAAACUAGCGAAGCACGAGUCUCAACAAGACUAUUCUAAAGGAUUUGGUGGAAAGUAUGGUGUACAGAAAGAUCGAAUGGAUAAGAAUGCAUCAUCAUUUGAAGAUAUUGAGAAACUGUCAUCAACUUAUCAGAAGACCAAGCCAAUAGAAGCUGUGAAUUCUAAAACAAGCAACAUCAGAGCUAACUUUGAAAAUCUAGCUAAAGAAAAGGAACAGGAAGAUAGAAAGAAGGCAGAACUUGAAAGAGCUCAGAGAAUGGUCCAAGAGAAACAAGAACAAGAAGAAGCUAGGAAGAAACUAGAAGAACAAGCCAAAGCCAAGAAACAAACUCCUCCUCCGUCUCCCACUCCACAGCCAGUGGAAGAGAAACUGCCUUCAAGUCCAGUCUAUGAGGAUGCUGUUUCCUUUGAGUCCAGCCACAAGAACUCAGAUAUAAACUAUUCUGCAGUGCAUGAGUUGGAAAGCAAUGGCAAAGCUGAAGAGUCUGACUACCAAGAAGCAAUCAGUCAGCGGGAACCAGAGUAUGAAUCUGAGACAGUUUAUGAAGUGGCUGGGGCACAAAGCCAGUAUCCGGCAGAUGAAAAUACUUACGAGUAUGAAAAUGACCUUGGAAUCACAGCUAUAGCUCUCUAUGAUUAUCAAGCUGCUGGUGAUGAUGAGAUUUCCUUUGAUCCUGAUGACAUUAUCACAAACAUUGAAAUGAUUGAUGAUGGCUGGUGGAGAGGUGUAUGCAAAGGCAGAUACGGGCUGUUCCCAGCAAAUUACGUAGAGCUGAGGCAAUAGGAAACCCUGUCUACCAUUUAUGCCUUAAUGCUGUGAUCAUUCAUCUGAUUUUUACACUACAAAUCAUGUUGCAUUGUGGGGAAGGGGAAAGGAUAGAGGGGCAUAUACAUAUUCCUUUUAUAUUUAAAAUACUUCACUGAUGCUUUUACAAAUGUUUACGGCGCAGAAAUCGCUAAUAUAUUGUAACUUUUACGUUCCCCACCACAAUAUGUUAUCAUGGGUUUUUAAUGUGUUCUGAAAUGGGCCUUUUUCCUUCUUCUUUGCCAAAUCAGUGAUGGUCAUAAUCCCCUCCCCCAGGAGUUUCAGCUCUUCCUGACAGUAAUGCAUGUUUCAUUUGUAUCUGUAUAUGUACUGAAUUACAAAGUAAUUAUGUCCAACUGCUCAUGUACUGAACACUGUUAGCGUUCUAGACUUUGGCUGUGCAAAUUAGUCAUGUUUCCAUAUAAGGAACAGCGUCGGUAUAGAGAAGAUAGGAAGAAGACUUGAGAAUUGUAACAGAAGCAAUUAUUCAAAAGGAAAAUGUUUGUUUUUACGUCAAUAGAAGGAUCCAGUGCAAAGAUCUCUAUUUUCUUGAGUACUGAGAGCAGUAGGAAGCUUUCUUGUGAAGCUCCCCCUUCACUUCAGUGGAAAGCUUCUUACAGGUCAUGCUGCAAGAAUUUAGUCUUUGUUUUCCUUUACAGGAGACUUCCAGUAUCUUAACAUAGUUUCCAGUUUGUGUCACACUUUCUCCCUUGUGCCCAGAGCUACAUUUGAAGGUUUUUAUGUCACCCCUUUAGCAAAUCUCUUUUGGUGAUACCUGGGUAGGUGGAUGGUCUUUUCAAAGAGUCUUCUGCUUGCAUUUGGGCCUGUAGCGCUGCUUGCAGAUAACUGCUACAGAUGAUGUGUGUACACACUUCAUUGUAGCUGGAGAUACUGAUUUGUAUCUCUUGCACUGGGGGUGUGAAGGCCAGCUGUGCAUUCAGGAUGUUAGGCAGCUUUAUGUCAUUCAAGGAGUGUUAGUAUAUGAAUAGCUUGAAUCCUUGAAAGAAAUCUGUAUUUUUAAGCUAUGUAUGGAAAACUACCAUGUUUUGUAAGUUCAGCUGAAACUGCCAGUAAUUAACUAAACAGUAAUGGUGUGUCUGCCUUUUGCCAAACAUUUAGCUGGAAUUCUUGCCACUGUUUCAAUGAACUAAGUUAAACCUUGGUAAAGUUUACCUCUUUUUAAAACCACAUAAAGCAUCCCUACCAAAGACAGUACGUACAUACAUAUGCUCAGUGUUUUCUGGCCUUUUUUAUUUGAAAUGGGAAAUUCAGGGAGGAACUAACCAAGCAAAAAAACAAAAACAAAAAACAAGCCCACCACAAUAAGGCCCAACAGAAUAUAGAAAAUAUUUGUAUAAAAUGGCAGUGUACAGUGUAACUAGAAGUAAGGCUCCUGGGGAGUGGUGAGGGGUUGAUUGAUAGUUGGGGGUGGGAAUUGGUGGGUUGGGACAAUCUUUAAUAUGAAUGUCAUCUUUACCUUAUCUUUAUUUCUCCCAGAGGCUGCUUUCUGUCUCUGACUUUCAUAGCUACCAUUACAUUGAGUUUUGCUGGGUUUUAUAUGCAGUUUUAUCCAGUCUUGCAUAGGACAUCUCAUAGGAUAAAUGAUUCUCUUUUUUGUAAAUUAAGUAUUCAAAUAAACUUUUGGAACCAUUUGCACAGGA